Molecule: messenger RNA, 12223 nt
Organism: Porites lobata
Lineage: Eukaryota; Metazoa; Cnidaria; Anthozoa; Scleractinia; Poritidae
Source: the annotation of a GenBank genome assembly
GAUCAAAAAACUUGGAAAAGCUUAUCAAUAUUCAUCGCAGUCGCGGAUGUAAUUAAAAGUGCUCAUCCGCAACUUGAUUAAUAUAUCGCGCAUUUAAUUUUCUUUUAGGUAGAUUGUUAUUAUGUCGGAAGGAAAGCGGGCUCCUGGUCUGUUUUAUAGAUUAAUAACGGCGUGUUUGUAUGGCAUUUGUUCAUUUUUUAUUGUGGUUAUCAACAAGACUGUUUUGACAACCUACAAGUAAGUAGAUUACAACAGUUGAGGCUUAAUGCGACCCUUGACACCCGUACUGAUAAUCUGUGUUGAUAUCUUUAUUUUCUAUAGAUUUCCUUCUUUUCAAUGUUUGGGACUCGGUCAGGUAAGUAAAGAUUUCACAAGUUGAAUUGUGUAUGCGCUGGUUAUACGUUUACCUAAAUUUAUUACUUCUCAUUCAUUCCGGGUCCUGAAAAUUAAUUUAAUGUCUCCAAUUUAUAUGUAUCCUAAAUUAACCGACAUUCACUCUAAAUUCGAAAUUUCUUAUCUUAAGAAAACAAUUUAAAACAAGUCAUAGAAUAAGAUUUUGUUCUUGUAAAUUCAAACAGCCUGUUUAAAUUACAGAAAAAGGAGUUGUUAUCCUAUAAUUUGUUUUAAAUUUUUUUCGUGAAAUAAAAACAACUUUUUCUUAAAUCGAGAGAUUCGGAGCAAUCUCGAAUUUAGAGUAAUUGAUUGACUUCUAGGAGAAACAUUUACCUUUGGGCAUGCAGUUACUAAAACAAAGUCACCCUAUAGUUUGUGUGAAAUUGUGUGAGAUUGCUGCAUAAAUCAUAAAACUCAUCAACAAUAGAUUAGUGUUGGUAAGAUCCCUGGAAAGAGGGUGGGGCCACAAGUACAAGAGCCGAGCAUGUAGGGUAACUGUGACAACCCCGUGGGUAGCAACCACCAGGCACCAUCAUACUGAAAAAACAGUGAAACAGUGUUACUUACCUCAUACGUACCAAAGAGAGGGAGAGAGGGCAGGGAGUGAGGUUACAGGGCACAAUCAGAACAGUUAAAGAACCCCCAUGAGAGAAUGAGUUGACCUCUACAACCGAGCUGUAAGAACACCCCCCCCCCCACCCCCCGCAGACCACUUGACCCAUCUGCAUGCCUGCUAUCAGGGGGUGGGGGGUAGAGAGCCGCUGACCAGCAGUGUUUGUAUUGUUUUGCAUUUAACAUAGUUUAAAUAAUAACAUUUAACCACAAUGGUCUUUGUGGAAAUCUGGUGAGAAUACUGAAAAUUAGAUACAAGCAUGGGCAAAUGUUGGGGGCAACCUUGUUAUACCAUGUAGACAGAAAGGUUCUCUCUGCAACUCCUCCAAAUUAAAGACGGCAAUUUCAGUUUCCUCCAAAGCCCUUCAUGGAUGUAUAUCUGGUAGCUCCAUAACUGGUGAUUUAAAGCUUUUUUACCUGGGAGGGUAUUGUCUGAAAUAGAUGCCUUCUUGGCAGUUUUUUCAACUUUUGACAUGACCCAGGUAGUAAAAAUCUGCAAACACUGCUGAAAAGAGAGCUUUAAAAUGAUAAAAUUAACAAGUUUGAUAGUGAUCUGGUGAGUAAGAAAUAUGAAGACACCACUAUGCAAAGUUGUAAAAUCUUAUAGAGAUUUGUAAGGUGGUGGAAGCUAAAUAGCCCUCCAGCAUACAAAUUUGUCGCUUUGCAGAACAGUAACUUCACUCCUUUUAGACGUAUCUUUUUCAAACCUAGCAAACUUGUUUGUUAAUGUCCAGGCAGUCUUUUCAGCAUUGUCGAUUCAAUUUCGGCUAAUGAUCACCAUCAAAACUUGAAAAACCAUUGAAGGGUCAGCUAUUGUAAUGUAAUGUGGGGUCUGAUGAACAUUUGCUUCUGAUAGGUAUAGAUCUUGCCACCUUUUUUAAAGCUGAUCAAAUCAUCAAAAUUUGAAUCCGAAUAAAAAAUUCUCAGUGAUGCUCACUGUCAAGUUCAAGGCAUUUAUCUCUUUUCUUCACCGACAGAUGCUUGCCACAGUCAUUGUCCUGUACAUCCUUAAACUAGGUGGCAUUGUCAAUUUUCCAGGUUAUUCAUUGUCAAUUUUGUACAAGGUACGUGUCAAUUCUGAACUUACUCAACAGGGCGGGAGGAGGAAAAAUGAUGGAAAACCUUGUGUGACAAGCGUGACAAUAAGUUUGUUUGAAAAAACCUUCGGCCAAACUUCACUUUCCUUUAAAUUGAUCUUUUUGUAAAAGACCAGAAAACAUUCAUGUUAGUGAAGAUCAUGACAAGACACGUAAGUAAUAGCCUUGUCAUGUUUGUCACGCACAAGCAAUUUGCCGUCCUCUUCUUCCUGCCAUCCUGUUGCAUAAACUCACUGAUAAUACUAUUUAUAACAGUGCAUUCCAUUAGGAUAGCCUGGAUCAGGAUCAGUGAUUCAAUAUCACUCAUAUCAUAGCACGUCAAUGGAAAUGACGAAUGCACCCUGGGGAAGGGUGAACUCAUUGGUUCAUUAAAUGUACCACCCUCAUCCAAGUGAUCUUGGAUCACUGAUCCUGGUGCGGAUGAUCAUAAAGAAACACACCCUAAAUCAGUCCUUGUGGUUAACUCUUUAAGUCCCAAUAGUGACCAACAUCAAUUUUCUCCAAACAAUAUCCAUACAAUGUCAAGAGAUUAGGUUAUGAGAAUUAAUAAAAUGAUCACCAAAGAGAAAAUGCUUUGAUCUUUUAUCAAACUCUCUCAACUUAUUCUUUAAAGAAAUGUAUAGAGAUGAGUUUGGAGAAUUUGCUUGUGGAUAUUGAGGCUUAAAGGAUUAACCCUUUGACCUGUAAGAGUGACCAACAUCUAACUUCUCCUUGUGGUAGCAGCAGGGUUUGUACACAUCUUGAAAACCCUUGAAUUUUAGAGUCCUUGAAAUUCUCCUGUAUUCAUUUUGGUCUUUGAAAGUCCUUGAAUUUUAAUUGAGGAACAUCUUCAAACCUCCAAAAAACUUUGGCAAAUACCAGCUUGAAGCCAACAGAAUAAUAAUAAUAAUAAUAAUAAUAACAAAAAUUUGGAGUAUGUGUUAAAAGUAACAAGGUAGGUUAAAUUGAAAUUUAAAACUGUGGUCCUUGUAAGGCCUUCAAAUGUCUUUUUAUUUUAUAUGGAAGAAGUGUACAAACUGUGUAGCGGGGCACAUGAGAGGAGAGGUUCCAUAACACCGUGGGUGGAGUUGUUCAACACCCAGUUACCAAUAAUCUUGGGUUAACUGCAAGCAGAGUGUAUAAGUUGUUAUGGUAACCAAACCUUGAUUUGCACUGUCUUUUGAACAACUCACCCCAGGCUAGAGUAUAUAGCUGUGAUUGUUUCUCAACCUGUAUCCUGGAGACCCAUAUAAGUAGCAAUCUUUGCAGACUUAUAAUUGCACUUUCUGAAGGUCUCUUGUAGCCGCAUGAGGUUGUUUUGUCACCUCCAGAAGAUUUUUCUCACUUGCGGUGCACCAAUUUUGAAAACCCAAAGGGGUUCAUGAAAUAAAUUCUCUCUACAGCCAAAUGCCAUCAACAUUGCAAAUACAUUGUCAAAAAAAAUUUUCACCCUACUCUUGUCACCUUUGAGUGAUCAGUCAAGCAAUCAACAAAGCAUUGCCCUCUGACUUUGAUUUUGGUGGGAAAUUAAAUUAAAAAAUCCUUCAUGUGGGGCAGGUUGACCUCUUGUGACUGAGUCACCCCAGGGGGUGACUAUAACCAGCAGUUUGAGCUCUUUACUAAACUAAUAUACCCUGACAUUGGGCUAAUUUUGACUGUAGAUUGUAUUAUUGCAACAUUACUGAUAAGAAAAAAUAUUUACUGGAAAUGCAUUCUAUCUUUAGCCUGUUUGAACUUGAUAUUACUUUGUUUCAAAGGUAGCUAGUACUGAAGAAGAAUAAUUACAUUCAGCUAUUUUUUAUAUGUGCAAAUAUUAUUUCAGGUGUGGCCCCUUCCAUUGUUGUAUGUUGGAAAUCUUGUAUUUGGAUUAGGAAGCACAAAAAGGCUUAAGUAAGUUUUUAGUGAAAAUUUGAGGUAAUAGUAAACUAACAAGUUAGCAAUUAUUAUAGUUUGAACUUCAAAAAAAUAAAAUCAAAGAUGAUCCUUUAAUACAGACAGUGGUGUGUGCUGAAUUUUGUAUUUUAUGACAACUUUUGAGUUCCCAUGAGAUUAAGUACUCAUUGGCCACCAUAGAUAUACACAGGAGGUAAAUCCUAUUGGGCACAAUAGCAGUUAUAACAAUAACAUCUUACACAUGAAAUUUUUAGAAUUUUCCCUGUGUUUUCACAAUUCUUGUGAAAAUUGACAUUUAUUUUCUCAGGCCCCCACAAGAAAUAGUCUUUGGUGUUAUUACAGAUUAUUAUAUCUAUAGCCCUUGAAAAAUGUAAAAAAGAAUGUGAUUAUUUAGAUUAUUUAAUUCAAUUAUUUUUGUUUAGAUUAUUCUGGUACAAGGUUUUUGUCCUCUGAAAAUAAAAAUUACUCAAUUUCCUUUCGGAUUCCAUCUUAAAGGGUAGCUGCCCAGCAAGAAAAUCUACUUGUGCCAGACAACGGGGCACAUUUUUGUUUGAGCCCUAGCGCCCAGCUACUGCUGGUGCUGCUGUAGCUGCUGUUUUUAAUAUUGUUGUGAUAAAUAGCUUGUUACUCAAACUUUCUUUACUUCAGCCUUCCAAUGUUCACUGUUCUACGGCGUUUUUCAAUUCUUUUCACGAUGUUAGGAGAGACAUAUAUUUUAGGGUAAGUUAGUUAAAUGUUUCUCAAACUUAAGUAUUUUGUGGCUCAUCAAUUGAAAAGUAUCUUCAUUUUAUGUAUUCAGUGUAAUUUGCAUUGAAAUGCAGCCUGACAUUUUGUCUCCCUUUGUUUUUAGAUCAAAGGCUGAACCACGGGUACAGGCCACAGUGUUUCUUAUGAUACUGGGUGCUCUUGUGGCAGCAAGGUAAAUAACACAGCCUGAAAGACAGAGCCAGAGGGCUUUAGGGACUAUAGCACCCCCACUUUCCUAAGAAUGAAAUUUUCUUUUGUUUUGGGAAACAAACCUAACAAUCAUUUUAGGAGGGAAAGAAAGGAUUAUACUUAUUCCAGUCAUCCUAGCCAUCCCAGUCAUCCCAAUCAUCCUAUGUUAUCCUGAUCAUCCCAGUCAUCCCAGUCAUUCUAGUCACCUCAGUCAUCCCUGUCAUCGUACUCAUUCUACACAUCCCAGUCAUCCUAGUCAUCCUAGGCAUCCAGGAGUAAAUAUGAAGCGAGCCUUCUCUAUUUCCGGUGCUUUAAUUUGGAACAGUAUUCCACUUUCUAUGAAAACACUUUAAAAAAAUCAAUUCAAAAGCGAACUAAAGAGAAAACUCUUUGAAAUAAUGGAAAAAGAGGACGACUAUAUUAGAGUUUCUGAUAUUACAAGGCAAUUCUCAAAAUCGUGACAUGGUGUGCUUCUGUAUGAAGUACAGUCUGCCUUCCUGUCUCACUCUGGCUAUAAACCACAUGACAAACUAGAUUGCUUCUAGGAUUGUUCGUUUAACAUAUAUAUAUAUAUAAUAUAUAUUUAUACAAUUUUCCUUUUUCUCUUUUACCCGCCUCGAAUAGCCUUCGCUAAUUGCGGGCACAAGCUUUGUAAGCUGUAUUUAUGGCCCUGAGUGCAAUCACUGCUUGUGAUCCUUGGCAAAUUCUGACCUUUUUUUUGUGGUUUUAGUGAUGACCUUGCAUUUGAUGCAACAGGUUACACAUUCAUUCUGAUUAACGAUGUCCUUACAGCAGCAAAUGGUAGGAAGUAUUUUAUUAACCCUUUAAGCCCCAAUAUCCACAAACAAAUUCUCCAAACUGAUCUCUAUACAUUUCCUUUAAGAAUUAGUUAAGAGAAUUUGAUAAAAGAUCAAAGUAUUUUCUCUUGGGUGAUCAUUUUAUUAAUUCUCAUAACCUCAUCUCAUGAUAAUGUAUGGAUAUCGUUAGGAGAAAAUUGCUGUUGGACACUAUUGGGACUUAAAGGGUUAAUUCACCUUUUUUAUUUCUUAUAAAAAAAUGUAGUUGAUUUAUUCAAUUUAUGUCAAGCACUAUUGAAACUUCAUGCCCUAUUAUUUUAGUUAUAAGAAGGGCUGUCACUAGAUUUCCAGUUACCGGGUUAAUGUUAUUUUAUAGUGAUUAUAGUCAGGGGCGGAUCCAGGAUUUUUUUUAGGAGGGGGUGCACUCGUCUCUUGCGCUACUUCAACACCAAUAAACCACAUAGUUUUUCAUUUUUUGCAGAAUACCAGUUGUAUUAGAAAACCGCAGGUCAUCUCGAGUGGGGGGGUGCGCACCCCCUGCACCCUCCCCCUAGAUCCGCCCCUGAUAGUGAUCAGCAUCAAAUUCCUCUUUGUAAUAUCAAUACUUUGUUAAACAGAGUGGUCAUGAGAAUUAUGGACAUGAUCACACAAGAUGCAUUUGCUUGAUAUUUUAUCAACUUCUCCCCACUAUUUCUGUAGGAAAUGAAUAAGGGCAACAAAUGAGAAUUCAAAUUCUGAUCUUAGGGUUCAAAGGGUUAAAUAGCUAGGAAGUCCCUUUGGUUCUACUUUUCUCUCUUUUUCUAGUAUGAAAGUAUUCGAGGGUAAUGAUCUCACAGGACCCCCCCAUUCCUUUGUAACAGCCCUGCCGUAGUGUUAGUAUACCAAGCCAGGUCGCCUUUAAAGGGGUUUUAUAUCUUUAUUUUAAUGCUGGUCUUUUUGUUUAGGUGUUUAUGUAAAGAAAAAGUUAGAGUCAAAGGUGAGUUAUAAAAUUCGACUUAAAUAAAAUUAUUGUUAACAUUUUGGUUCAUAGGUCUUGAAUGACAAAUACAUGCACAGGAUGUUCAAAUGUAGCCUUGAUUAAUACUUAAGUCUGAGGAAAGAAUAGUGGGGACACUUUCACUGAAUGCUGUAUUCUACCUUCUUGUUCAUCUCUUCGCCCUCCCAAUGUUGUAUAUCUCAGUUAACUCACCAAAUCUUGUACACCAGCAUUACAAGGGCGAAAAGAUAAUUAAUUGUCCCAGCAAUUUUGGAGUGAGACUGUAGUCUUCUUUAAUUAUUUCUACAGGUGGUUUCGCGAGUGAAAUCCUUAACCCAUUCCUUUACUUGAGAGAGGCGAUCGUUCGCGUCUCGUUAUUUGAUUCGUUGUAGUAUCUCUGAGAAAAAAAAAAGAUGAUACUACUCGUAUUCCAGGAGGUAAUCCUAUACUAAAUCGGUGUUGUUAGAGACAGUUUGAAAGAGAGCUUGUCUGCAUUUUGUGAUAAUUAACUGUUAUUUCCUUUCGAUGAGGUAAAGAGGUUAAAAGCUCUCCUAACAAAUAUUUUUUCUUUAUUAGGAUCUGGGCAAAUAUGGUUUGUUGUUUUAUAAUGCCAUAUUUAUGUUCGUUCCUGCUGUCGUUAUUGCUUAUGCCACUGGAGAACUUGAUAAGGUGAGACGAUAUUUCGCGCACUCGCUUGGGUAGACAUAGCGCCUCUGAUUGGUCGUGCUGCGAGAGAAGUUUUUUCAACCAAUCAGAAGCAAUGCCCAGAUGUGGGUAGUGACGCGUCAUCAGAAUGGAAUUUCUACGCUUGUUGCUCAGACGUCAUUUUCGCGGGGAAACCAGUGGUGACGUCGCAAAAUGUCGACUGUUUUCUCAGGCUGCCUAAAACGUCGCGUCAGAACAUUUCACGUCUUAGUCAUGCUGCGACAGCAAUGAAAUAGACUAGUGAUAUGCGCGUGCAUAAUUGUUGUUUUGCUUAUUAAACCUGUUACUUUUUGAACGCUUUCGUUACCGUCAUAGUCGUUGUUGCAUAAGCUCCCUACUGACACGACAUUUCGUGCGCUCUUCUGCUUUGCCCCUCCACUCAAAACGCUGCAUCAGGACGGCCAUUUUUCAACGCUCUUGUCCGUCGCAUCCUUCGUUGCUAAAGCUCCUUAAUUCUGAACAAAAAAGUCUAUUUUCCUCUCGCAAAACUCAUCCCGUUCUCUUUCUUUGAGUAAAACAAGUGACUACCGUAUUUAUUCGAUUAACCGCCCUGGGCGCUUAUAAAUUUUUGGACCUUGAGAGUGGGCACUUAUUCGAGGUCGGCGCUUAUUCGGGGCUUGGCGCUUAUUAAAUUUUCACCAUUUUCAGCAAGAGAAGUAUGUUUAUUUUGCAACAAAACAAUAAAUGCUAAUAACAGAAGGAGAAGAAGUAACAAAGCAAGGUUUCUGUAAAAUACUCUGAAGAAAACUCCGUCCUUGGGGAAGUCUUUUAUUAGAAUUUAUUCACUCAAGUAGGUGGGGUGGGGGUGAGCGCUUAUUUGACUUUGAUUGGGAGGAGGAGGGGGUGGGCGCCUAUUCGAGGCUGGGCGCUUAUUAACUUUUUCUGCCUUUAAGAUUGGCGCUUAUUCGAGGUGGGCGCUAAUUCGAGGUUGGGCGCUUAUUCGAAUAAAUACGGUAAUCAUUACCUGUACCUCAUUGUAAUCUUAUGCUUUUUUUCUCUCCAGGCCGUUAUGUAUGCACAGUGGCUCGAACCAUUCUUUCUGUUGUAUUUUCUACUCUCCUGUUUUAUGGGGUAAGGAAACAUAAUGCCUUUGUAUCACGGCAGUGGGUGGGGCCACCAUAUCUGGGCUAGUUAGGUGUGUGGCACUGUUAACGAUGGGGUUUUCAAGGAGUUCCCCGGUAGGACCAACUAACCAACAAACAAAAACUAGUGAGAUCAUGCUGGUUGUGUUAUAAGAUGUUGUCUCAGUUCAGAUCAUCGCGUCAUAGGACGGUGACGUUAAGCCAUUGACCUUGUCUCAUAUUUCAUUAUCAAUUUAAAGGUCGAGGUGGGAGGGGGGAUACGCACAAAAGUUUUAUACCGGGGGGGGGGGCUCCGCCCCGAGGUCCAAGCCCUUGCCUUUUAUAUAACAUUUUUUCGAUCGAAAAGGUACCUCUUUCAUAAACCUUCCAUUGACAAAUGGUACCCCUUUCAUGUACUCAUGUUCAGGACUUUGUAUCCCUUUCAACUACUGUAAAUGCACUGUUUUUUAAAUAUGAAUAAAUCACAAGACAGGAAAUUUUUGUGGCUUUUUCACAGCCAUGUGAAAGCAUUUGUGAUCAGCUCUCGAAAGUGAUCCCCCUAUUGUGCGUUACUGCUUAUCUAAUCUUAUACUGCAUUCAGUUAUCAGCUCUAGUUAAUUAUACCAGUCAAAGCAUGGUACUAUAGUUUGAAUCAGUCUCGUAGGCGACAAAUUCUCAGAAAUGACCACAAGAUUUUAGCAUCCAUUUAAUCGCUUACGGGAGUUUUGUCUAUAGCUUUCACAGCGUGACAAAUUGUCAGUCCUUCAGAAAGCCGAGAUUGACGCGACGUUUACAAGAGAUUGGAAAACCCUUCUUUUCAUCCCACUCCUUGGGGGAAGGGCGUUUAAGCUGAUUUGACAUUUUAAUGAAGCAUCUUCAGUUAUUGCGUUAUUUCCACUUUUUGCUUGUAGGUUCAUUUUAAUGUACUCUAUAGUACUGUGUACUCAGGCAAACUCUGCGCUCACGACGACAAUCGUUGGAUGUUUAAAGGUAAACUAAACUAUAGUUGAAAAUCUCAUAACGAACAAUCUCAUCCUGGAAAAAGUAGCCUGUUCACGAAACCUCUAUUUUAUCUUAAAAGUCAGUCAGUUUGGUGAUUCUCUUUAGUAAGUGAUAUUGUUUCGACAGUUUAAGCAUUCAAAAACCGUGCGAUACAAAACCUAUUUUAGGUAAUCCUUGGAUAUUAGUGAAAACACUGCAAAAACUUUGUGGUCAACUGUCUUUCGUAAGGGUCAACUCAACUCAACGGACAUCAGGUUUUGGAACAUUUACUAGUGUAAUUUACAAGUGUAGCUAUUGUUUUCAGACUAUAAAACAGUGGAUACACUUGUAAAUUAGUAUAGGUAAUAGCAUGAUUUGUAGUGAUAUUAAGCAUAAAUACCACGAGUGUUAUUUCGAAAUUGUUGUACGUAAUUUAUACUACUACAUGAGAAAUUUCUGCAAUUUGAUUGGCUUAGAGCAGUGGUAUUCCAGCUUAAUUUGAAAUACCUACGUGUGAAAAUUACAAACCUUUUGUGGGUAGUAGUAUAAACAAAUAAUAGCAUGAUUUGUACGUAAUAUUUGGCAUAAAUACCACCUGUGAUAUUUCAAAAUUGUCUUAAAUUUCACUCGCCUAACGGCUCGUGAAAUUACGUAUAACAAAUUCGAAAUAUCACUCGUGGUAUUUAUGCCAAAUAUCACUACAAGUCAUGCUAUUACACGUGUAAAACUUUCAUUAAAUUGACCCGAGGUCGAUGUUAUUCUUUAGUUAUUUUCUGCUGGUCACGAUAAAACCGAGAACCGACACCUUUCUAAGACCUUCACUGGGUAAAGGUCUCGAUGUUGAGACCGUAUUCAAAGAUGACCUUUUUUUCCUUAGAAUAUUCUUGUUACUUACAUGGGUAUGUUUCUUGGUGGAGACUACGUUUUCACUGUCACCAAUUUUAUUGGACUCAAUAUAAGGUGAGAAUGACUGUGAUUUUAUCUUUUUGGGGGCUGAAACACUGGUCAUGUACCAUUAAGGCUAAGGGAGGAAUGCAUUGAAAUUAAUACUCACAUAUCAGGCACAGACAGUGUUUUCUACAAAACCUAACAGAUGUCCAAACACUGCGUGUAACUGGUCUCAAGCGCGGCAAAACACGUGGAAGCAUGCCACCAUUCGUUGCUGUUUCCCUCUUAUUGGUUGAGAAAAUGGCGAGAGUUGUUUUUUUUAGCCAAUCACAAAGCGAAUCUAUGCGGCUGGCGCAAACCGCGGGAAAACGCGUGCGAGCAAAACGGGAUUUGAAUGUUUUGGGGGCAAGAAUAAGCAAAUCCUGUGUUCUGAUUGGCUGCCCAUCUUGCCUGCACUGCUCGGGGUUUGCCGCGAUGGUCCAAUAAGAAACGGUUUUCGUUUUGGCUAUGUAAUAAAUCCUUUAUGGACCAAGCUUGAUCGGUCCAGAUUGCUUCAUACUGGCCUGUUUCUUUUGUGCGUCUUUAUCUGUUGACUUCGAUUUCGUCUCGGUUCAUAAAAAGGCAAAAGAGGAACUUGGCCAAUGUCCAUCCAUUUGACCUCACGAUUGGUCGAUCACACAAAUAAUUUGUGUGAUCUACUUCUGUUUGGUGUGCUAAAAGACGUUAAAAGGGUUUUUGGAUUUCGAACUUUUCUCUCUUCUCCUCGUUACACUGCGUACAAAUGCGUACGAAUUGUAUACUAAUAGAAGAGACGCUAACUCACAAGAGUUCUUCAAAAAGCUUUUCGCAUUUUGAUUUAUAACCCUCAUGGACAUUUAGUCAAUAAAGACUUUUAACGCUGCCUUGUACGUCUUUCUCUUCAGCGUUGUUGGAAGUGUGAUUUAUGCGUUUAUCACAUUUAGCAACAAAAGCCCUCCCCCGUCUCAAGUGGCCACACCCGGGAAUGAUGACAAGAAGCUUCUUUCCACUGUGUAAUAGUUAAAGCUUGUUGUUUAUAUUUUGCCAAAUCACUGUCAGAUAAUUUUAGACCGCGUCCACACCAAUCCGUGCAUUUUUGGAGCCGCAUAUUUUUUCUCCUGGAUUGGUGUGGACAGGGUUUUAAACCACGCUGGAAAUCGGUCUCAGAAAGAUGCAGUUUCAGUCAGCGGAUUCACUGGUUUCGUGGAGACGGAAGGUUGAUUCGUGUAUAAAAAAAAUAGGCGGUUUCAAAAAUACCCGGAUUCGUGUGUAAAGGACUCGAUUCCGUUCGAGGCUUAAAGCUGUGACAAUCUCAGCAAUGUAUGCCCAAAGGGACUUCUCGACAUAGCCACUCAAAUGUCACGACAAUUUCGAAUUUUUAAGGGGGGCCUGUCUCGAAUUUUGAGUUGAUAUUUUGCUGAGAUUACAAUAAUCAGGUCUAAAUAUUGAGAGAUUACAAAAAUCUAAAUAUUGAAGAGAAUAUUAGUUUGGUUGCAUACAACAAAAAACAAAGGGGUUACUAUAAACUAUAAAAGAUUAAGGGUUGUUUCGAAGAUUCACAUAGAUUAUAAGAAAGAAACGAAAUGAAGAAGAAGAGAUACGCGGCAACUAAGACGUUCAGCAGACACCCAGUCGGCUCUAGAAGGCGGAAUCCUAUCUAAGACGGAUACUUGGAGUUGGUUUCCACGGUGACCUUCUUAGAGAAAAUUAACUGUGUACAUUGUAACAGGUUAAAUUUGAUAUCUCUCAAAUUUAUGUAUACGUAAGUUUGCCGUGAUUGGCCGUUUUUAUGCUAAGACGUUAAAGUCAUCUAGACUCAUUUAGCGUUUUAGAUGUUGAAUCCGUCUGGUGAAAAAAGGGGAAACAAAAAAGUAGACGACAUGAUUG